AUGGGCCGCCACACCCUCGAAUACCCCAAAUCAAAAACCAACACCGUCCGCCGCAAAGCCGACCGCGCAACCUACGCCCUCUCGGCAAUCCACUCCCUCAUCAACGCCUCCCACUUCCUCGACGUCGCCUUCAACCCCCCGGACGACUCCCCCUUCCCCACCAUCCUCCCCAUGAUCGGCCACAUGGGCUCCUUUGACCGUCCCAGCGCGGAUCUCGGCGACCCCCUCGACCUCUACCUCCACGGCUACGUCUCCUCCCGCAUGAUGAACCUCGCCCGCUCCUCUGCCUCCUCCUCUCAAGGUGGUGAUGAUGAGGAGGAAAAGCAAGGCCAAGGCCAACAACAACAGCAAGGCCUCCCCGUCUGCAUAGCCGCAUCCCACGUCGACGCCCUCAUCCUCGCCACCUCCCCCUUCAACCACUCCUACAACUACCGCUCCGCCACCCUCUUCGGCCACGCCACCCUCGUCACCGACGACGCCGAGAAGCUCUACGCCAUGGAGCUCAUCACCAACGGCAUCGUCCCCGGCCGCUGGGCCGCCUCCCGCCAGCCGCCCACGCCCGCCGAGAUGCAGAGCACCAGCAUCCUCAGGGUCGCCGUCGCCUCCGGCAGCGCAAAGUUCCGCGACGGCGGCGUGCGCGACGACAGGCACGACUUGGAGGACGACGAGGCCCAGGGCAGGGUCUGGACGGGCGUCUUGCCUGUGUUUACGCGGAUCGGGGAGCCGAUUCCUACGGGCUACAGUAAGGUCGAGACGCCGGCGGAUGUCAAGGAUUUUGUGAGGGAGUAUAAUAGGGAGAAUGAGGAGUAUGUUUUUGCGGCUGCGAAGAAAUAG
Molecule: messenger RNA, 834 nt
Organism: Trichoderma citrinoviride
Lineage: Eukaryota; Fungi; Ascomycota; Sordariomycetes; Hypocreales; Hypocreaceae
Exons: 1
Coding region: 1-834 (277 amino acids)
Source: RefSeq, a predicted model, not a curated record